Messenger RNA from Porites lobata, 3982 nucleotides. NCBI's taxonomy places the organism in Eukaryota, Metazoa, Cnidaria, Anthozoa, Scleractinia, Poritidae. The record is from the annotation of a GenBank genome assembly.
AUGUUUCUAGAUGCUAACAUGUCAAAUGAAGUGGAACAAAAACUGAAAGAGAACUUCCCUAAUUCCAUAAAAGAGAAAUUUUUAGCGGAGCUCCACCCGCGCGCGAAGCGCGCGUGCAGACGGAGCUCCAUAGCUAAGGAAAUGUGGUAAUCUACCCAUCCGAGAAAAUUUGGUAAUCACGUGACCGUACGCCCGACCGUCCGUCCGCACCACAGGGAAACCAAUGUUUUCUCUCACACUUUCUAGCUAGUUUGGGAGCCCAGUAGAAAACUAAUUGCACAUCAAUGUUGUGCUCAAUUGACAGCCGUCAAAACAGGAUAUCCGCUGACCAGUGUCACCUGACCGUACCGCGGGCUCAAGUGUCGACCCAUCGAAUUCGAGUACUUUUUUGAAGUUAUCCGCUGACAAAUUACCAGAUUUAAAUGAUCGCAGGCUCAAGUGUAUUUUUUCCAACGAUUCAUAUGAAAUAUGUUUUGUUUUUAUGUCACUAUGGCCCCGCACUGUCAAGAUUUUGAUUUCAAACUGACCUCGGACGCGAAAAUUCAGCCACUUUUUUAAAAAUAAAGGCGGGGAAGACCUUUUCUUACCAUGGUCACGCGUUGGUCACGCUCUACGUCCAAUUUUUGUACUCUGAUUGGUCAAAAUUUGACAGGUGAGUUCAUGCGGAAAAUUUAUGCAGCAUCUUGAAAGUUGUUUACUUUGACAGGUAAAGCUGACAGAGUUUUGUGUCAACUUGUGAUGUUUUUAACUGUCUUUUUCCACUGGAUGUACAAAAUGAAAUACAGCUGCUAUCAAGAGUCUUCUGUUAUCCAUGGCUGGUUUGUUUAUUGGGUUUUUGGUUGAGAAAUGCGUCGCUUGUCAAAAUUGGGUAAUCCGAUUUCGGAUGGCAUUGUUUUCGUCUUUCACCUUGCUCAAUGCGUAAGAGGGUUUAAAAGUCUCAAGCAACUAUGGCCUUCCUUGAUAUCUUUCAGGAACUGAAUCUCGAAUGGUAAGCCUGAGUAAUUAUUGUAUUUGAUGUUUGUUUUUGUUAUAUCUAAUUUCAUGAAGUCUAGCACAGUUUAUGCGGCAAGUUUUUGCUCGUUUGUUAAGAUUUGAGUCAAUGAUCUGAUCUAGUAUUAGGUUUGAUAUAAGCUUACAGAACUUUAAAAGGCCUUCAGAUUUUUUUUUUCACGACAAAUAGAAAAAAAACGUUCCGAAGAAUAUUUAGUUACAAAUUUAGCAGUAGAAAGAAAACUCUGAGUGAUUUUCUUGCUUCGAGGAGUUCAUCUUUGAAAAACAAAACAAACACCGGGAGGCUGGCUGAAAGUAAAACAAAAUAAACCUAAGCUUAAGCUUUAAGCUUAAAGACUCAGAAUUUUUAGAGACACUUUAAUACUUGUCUUCGUGAAUGAAAAUUGUUGUCUCUGUAAAUGUUUUACCGAAUUAUAUUUCUUUUAUUGAUUGUUAGUAGUCUCUCUUGCAAUUUAAAUCGCUUGUCCGUGGUGUUUGUUUUCAUCGUUCAUGAACAUCGCUUGCAGGAGUACUUAGAAAUGUCGCGCGUAUCAAACGCUUUAUAACAUUACACAUCGUUAUAACUGGAACCAUUAAAUAACAAAAAGUGGUGAUAAUAAAUUCGUUAUUAUGUUGAAGCGUAUCUCCAUUAAAGUUCAUUCAAACACUCCACCACACUGACAGGUCGCACUAAAAAUGAGAACCGGCUGGCCGUAUGGGUGAUUUAGGAAAUUUUUUGAACGGUUUCGCUAAAAGCCCACGAUUGAUCGUCCUGGACAUUGAAAAAUUGUGAAAUGCCGUAUUCUGCCCGAGGUCUGUAUGAUAAAAAGUACUGUUUCACCUCAGGUGUGAUGUAUAAAAAGUAUAAAAGGUUGGUUUACACACCCUCAGAUUUGUUGGCAAGGAUUUGUAAAGUAAACCUGUCGAACGCAAAACAAUGCGGCCUGAUUUGUUUUCCAAGAAUUUGUUUUCGAGGCCUAAUCUACUGUGAUCAAGAGCCAUUAUGGCUAUUGAAUGUGAUAGAAGAUGUUUGCUAUUUUUUGGCUGUACAUAUAUUUAGGCUAUCAACUCGAUGUAAGAUCUUUCACUCUAAAAUAACUUAUCCUUUCCCUCAAAAGUCACAUGAAUGUGCCCUUAAGUUAACUGAUUUGUGGAUUACAAGUUUAUUGUUUGAUUUAAAAUAUAAAUUUAUUAAUGGGAGCUUCGCUUUUAGCCCUGGCUAAAUCUAUAUAUUAAGGUAACUUCAAUAUUUAAACCAAAAAAUCGAUAAGUAAAAAGUAUGUCAGUAUUUUAAUUUGGGUGACUAUGAUAAAAACACACGAAGAACACACAAAAUGGCUUUGUCAUCAAUAAUACCUCCUUAUUUCACGUUUUAAGGAACCAGCAGUUACUCUUGAGAAUUGCCGUAAUCCCGGCAAAUUGAAAAGGGCCGGUAUUUAGACAUUUGGCCGUGAUAUAAUUAUAUCUGUUAAGAAAAGGGGUCCUUAGCAAUUAUUUCAGGAAACAAAACCAAAACGGUAUUAAAUAUUUUAUUAUUUUGUUUCCAAGGCACUGGUAUUUCGUUUAACUAAUACGCAUUAAAAGCGUUCAACUUUAUUUAAACUUAUUCUCUACGCUCAAGUAGCUUCUCUAAGCUUCCCUCUGAAUAAUGAUUGGAAAAGUCGUAAAAUAAACUAACUAAAACGCCAAUCCAUUUGUUUAGAAAUGCUGGGCCAUUCUGUUUAUCCUGACAGCUGAGCAAAUGUACGGGAGCGGGGAGGGGCACUCAACAAAGUCUUAUGGGUACACUCCGCCCCAUGGUCCAAUCCUCUAUAUUUUUAACAUAAUUAUACAUUUUUUUACAGCAAAGGUACCCCUUGGUACCCCUUUUACAUACCUAGGUUAGAACUUUUGCAUCUUUGUUGUCUUUCAAAUAUAUAUCAAUCACCUAACAAAAUGUUUUCUCAACUUUUAAGAGCCAGAAAAUGUAGAUGUUAGCCCUUUUGAGCCUUUUUACAGACCGGAAUGACUGAUUUCCCUAUAUACCCUUUCAUAUUAUGUGAAGCCAGAAAGAGGUUCUUCUAUCGGGCGAAGUCUCCCCGCAAAGGCCACUGUAUGAAGUACCCCCGGGGAAUACCGCCUGCUCUUUAUAAGCAAUAUCACCUCCUCCGACAUCAAAAGAAAGCUAAUUGUGUUCUGUCUUCAGGUUAAUGUUCAGAGUUAAUGUUAGUAUUCAACAUGAAGACUUUUGCUCGCGUUAUCAUCAUCGUGUUUUUGCUAACUACAGUCAGUUCGACCUUCAGAGGUAAGGUUCUAACACAUUGUAUUCCUUUGCUGGCUAUUCUAAAUACCUGGCUUUGCAGGGUCAUGGGUUUCGUCUUCGGAGAAUUCCCAUUAGAAAGAGACGGGGAUGAUUAACAGAAAAUUAGAAAGAGAGUGAAAAAUCUCUCAUUCUGCUUCGAUCCCCUGAACGAGACCAAUCUGAGCCUAAAGGAGAGCGUACUCGAACACAAUAUGACGACGUUUGUUUCCUUUCAGGAUACUUACGCACAACCCUAAGAAAUACCUUCACUGGCAAAAAUAUAGGCGUUCGACCCUUCGUUUCGACAAAAAAAUCUGCAACUUUUAGCUAUAAGCGAGGCGACGUCAUUUUCAUAUGGGAGACCAUACGGGGUUUCUGUUUAUGUUUUCAAUGAGAAAUCACACUAGAUCAUGUACCUACGUAGCUUUUUUUAGUAAUCUGUUAAGGGCCAUGUUUAUCCUACAAAGAACAAAUUUUGUGUCCACAAAGAAUAUCGACAACUGUGUUCUUUUGUUUCUGUAUGUUUUGCCGAUAGAUGACCAAGCUGAAGUCAGAAGAAAUGCAGAUAUACAAGUACCAGAGGGAUGUCAUUGGCCUUCUCAUUAUAUUGAAUGUAUGAUGGAGGAGAAGAAAAAAGAUCACCUGAUUAUUAUGAUCUUGAAGGCAUCUGUUACGAACUUGCCUGUACAUAGAGACGGGUGCCUGAGGUAU